Molecule: messenger RNA, 854 nt
Organism: Glycine soja
Lineage: Eukaryota; Viridiplantae; Streptophyta; Magnoliopsida; Fabales; Fabaceae
Product: 60S ribosomal protein L28-2-like
Exons: 3
Coding region: 94-546 (150 amino acids)
Biological process (GO): translation
Cellular component (GO): ribosome; cytosolic large ribosomal subunit
Molecular function (GO): structural constituent of ribosome
Source: RefSeq, a predicted model, not a curated record
CGGUUUAUUCAAUUUGAUAAAUUAGGGUUUCUUCACUGUCCUAUAUAUACAAAGCCUAACGCAAAACCCUAGUUUUGUCUUGCAGGCGAAGAGAUGGCCACCGUUCCAGGGCAGCUCGUGUGGGAGAUCGUCAAGAAAAACAAUUCCUUCUUGGUCAAGCAGUUUGGAAGGGGCACCCAGAGCGUCGAAUUCAGCAGAGAGAGCAACAAUCUCUACAACCUCAAUUCGUUCAAGUACUCUGGUUUGGCAAACAAGAAAACUGUUACUGUUCAGCCUGAGGGCAAAGAUCAGGCUGUGUUGUUGGCUACAACCAAGACAAAGAAGCAAAACAAGCCCGCUGCAUUGCUCCACAAAUCUGUGAUGAAGAAGGAGUUCAGGAGGAUGGCAAAAGCUGUUGAAAACCAGGUGGCCAAAAAUUACUACAGGCCUGAUCUCAAGAAGGCUGCCCUUGCAAGGUUGAGUGCUGUUCACAGAAGCCUCAAAGUUGCCAAGUCUGGUGUCAAGAAGAGGAAUAGACAGGGCGUGAGAGUCGCUGGUAGGAAGUGAAAGGGAAUUGAGAAAGAAUCUGCUGUUCAAUCUUCGUUUUUGCCCUCUCUUUCGUGUUUUUAGAACUCCAAUCUAGAUUUCUCGAGUUUGUUUUGCAAUGCAGUUAUUUAUUAAGUAUUCAAUAUGAAAACUUGAACUACCAUGUUAUAGAUUUCACCUUGAUUUGUGUCUCGGUAUAUUCGCCUCAUGAUUGUUGCUUUAAAAGUCGCUCUUCCGACAAAAUAGCUGGCUAUUAUUGCCUCAAAGGAGGGAUAUGAUUAGUGUGUUUAGCAUUGAAACCCUCGAUUUAAAAGAUAUUUUUAUUUCUA